Molecule: messenger RNA, 939 nt
Organism: Dromiciops gliroides (monito del monte)
Lineage: Eukaryota; Metazoa; Chordata; Mammalia; Microbiotheria; Microbiotheriidae
Product: olfactory receptor 2L3-like
Exons: 1
Coding region: 1-939 (312 amino acids)
Biological process (GO): G protein-coupled receptor signaling pathway
Cellular component (GO): membrane
Molecular function (GO): olfactory receptor activity; G protein-coupled receptor activity
Source: RefSeq, a predicted model, not a curated record
AUGGAGGAAUGGAAUCAAACCACCAAUGGUUUCUUCUUGCAGGGGUUAUUUCCCCCAACAAAAACCGGCCUGCUCCUCUUCCUCCUGGUUGGCCUCAUCUUCCUAAUUGCCUUCUUGGGUAACUCAACCAUGAUUUUCCUCAUUUGGAUGGAUCGCCAUCUCCACACCCCCAUGUACUUCCUACUCAGCCAGCUCUCCCUCAUGGACCUAAUGUACAUUUGCAGUACAGUUCCCAAGAUGGCCUUCAACUUUCUGUCUGGGGACAAUUCCAUUUCUUUGGUGGGUUGUGGUUUCCAAAUUGCCUCCUUCUUAAUCCUGGCAGGUUCUGAAGCGUUACUCCUGGCAUCUAUGGCUUAUGACCGUUAUGUUGCUAUUUGCCGCCCCCUCCAUUAUCCUAUUGUCAUGAACAAGAGAAUGUGUUUGCUGAUGACUGCCGGGUCUUGGAUCUCUUCAUCCAUCAACUCCAUUCUCCAUACAGCGUAUGUACUCAGUAUGCCCUAUUGCAAAUCUAGGGUCAUUAACCAUUUCUAUUGUGAUAUUCCAGCCAUGGUGCCUCUUGUCUGCAUGGAUACCUGGGCCUAUGAAUGCACAGUGCUCUUCAGCACCAAUCUGUUUCUUUUGGCCCCUUUCCUUUGCAUCACGGCUUCCUAUGGUCGGGUUCUUUACGCCGUCCAUCACAUACGCUCAUCACAAGGGAGGAAGAAAGCCUUCACCACCUGUUCUACCCACCUGACUGUGGUCACCUUCUACUAUGUCCCAUUUGUGCAUACAUAUCUGAGGCCCGCAUCUAUGCGUACUCCAGAGGAGGACAAGAACUUGGCUGUCUUCUACACAAUACUCACCCCUAUGCUUAACCCUAUCAUCUAUAGUUUGAGGAAUAAGGAGGUAUUGGGGGCCCUCCAGAGAGUCUUUGGGAGAUCCUUGUCCCAAAAAGAGUAG